Molecule: messenger RNA, 1323 nt
Organism: Truncatella angustata
Lineage: Eukaryota; Fungi; Ascomycota; Sordariomycetes; Amphisphaeriales; Sporocadaceae
Product: soluble quino protein glucose/sorbosone dehydrogenase
Exons: 4
Coding region: 1-1323 (440 amino acids)
Source: RefSeq, a predicted model, not a curated record
AUGCGUUCCCUUGCUUUUAUAACAUCUCUGGUGGCUUGGCUUGGCAUCCAAUAUGCCGCGGCAGAUAUUGCUGCACUACCGCUGCCAAGUAGCUGUAGCGGUGUAUCAGCCAUGCGAUACCAGUACAAGACGGCAAAUGGGUGGACCGCCGUGAAGAUCGCUGGAAACUUGAAGCAAGUACGGACGAUCGUCUUCGACCCACUCGGAAACAUGCUCGUGGCCGAAGGUACCAAGGGCAUUUCUGUUCAUACCUGGGGGUCGAAUGGAUGCAUCAACAGUAGCACUACUCUCAUUGCACUCAACUCCCUCAACCAUGGCUUGGCACUUACUCCGGACGGCAACACCUUGUACGCAAGUGGCGAAAAAACCGUAUAUUCCUGGACUUACAACCCGAGCACUAGGGCAGUCAGCAACCAGAAGACUGUGGUACAAGGAAUGGACACAGGCGUCCACUCUUCGAGGGCUGUCGUCCCUGUGCCGUCAAAGCCGAACAUGGUCCUCGUGCAGGUCGGUAGUAACCAGAAUCUUGACAUGGCUUCUGCCGAUAAAGCCACCGGCCGGGCAAUCAUAAAGAUCUUCGACAUGAGUCAAGCACCCGCUAGCGGAUAUAACUACAAGACACAAGGUGAAGUUGUCGCGUAUGGCCUUCGCAAUGAGAUCGGCUUCACCUUCGACCCCAAUGGGGUUCUCUGGGGUGUUGAGAAUAGCGGAGAUGACUUUACUCGCACAGCAAAUGGCGCCCGAACAGAUGUGCACAUAAAUAAUCCUUCGGAGAAGCUUAAUAACCUCGGUAAUCCUCUGACUGCUAGGAAUCAAUGGUACGGAUACCCAACUUGCUUUACAGUAUGGGACCCGACAGCGUUCAAGGAUAACACCGCCCUGAAAGUUGGCGACCACUUUGUUCUGAGCCCUAACAAUACCUUCAACGACGCCACAUGUAACACCCAGGCCGUUGCACCGCGUCUGUCGUUCAUGCCUCACAGUGCACCAAUUUGGAACGCGUUUGAUGCCAAUGCCACCAACAUGUACGUCACCUUCCACGGCUCAUGGGACCGACAGCCACCGACUGGGUUCAAAGUUGUCCAGGUACCGUUCACAAAGUUGGCCAACGGACAAUACGACCCGGUGGCUCCUGCGACGAGCACUACGGGGUAUUCUGAUGUGUUCUCGGCAACAACCCCCGAGUCUUGUACGGCCAAUGGAUUGACCCAAAGCAACUGCUUCCGUCUUACUGCGGCUACCUGGGAUCCAGCGGGACGGGGUCUAUUUGUGGGUAGUGACAACAGUGCCGAGGGCGAGAUUUACCUGUUGUCAAAGAAAUAA